Messenger RNA from Acipenser ruthenus (sterlet), 2957 nucleotides. Its product is annotated as origin recognition complex subunit 2-like. Gene Ontology annotation, molecular function: DNA replication origin binding. The record is from RefSeq and is a predicted model, not a curated record. The coding region runs from base 227 to 1924 and encodes 565 amino acids. Gene Ontology annotation, cellular component: nuclear origin of replication recognition complex; nucleus. Lineage: Eukaryota; Metazoa; Chordata; Actinopteri; Acipenseriformes; Acipenseridae. The transcript is spliced from 17 exons. Gene Ontology annotation, biological process: DNA replication.
AUUCCCGGUUUUGAUUGGCUAAAUAAAAAGUAUUUGCCUUUACCCUUUGCCCUUGUUUAAAUAUCAGCGGCUGGCGGGAUUUUUUAAUGUAUGUAACGCAUACAAUAUAUUGACAAUUUGUUAAUAUUAAUGGAAAUGUUCGAGUCUGUUAUUUUAUUUUAUUUUUAUAAUAUACAGUUCAUUACAAUUCCGUUGCGUUAAGACUCGUGAGGCGAAGCAGUAAGUAAUGAGUUCACAGAAACAGCCAAAAGAGGGCCGGGUGUUGGAGGUUCGCUUUGUUGGAGAUGAAGAGGUUUUGCAACACAUUGUGGAUAAACAAGAAGGCGUUAAGGGAAAGAAUGCCGUUCAGAUUUUGGUAUCCCUCAAGACUCCUCGGAAGAGUGAGCCCGAGGACUCUGAGGAUGAAGACCAUGAGGUUUGCAAUGAACAGGACUAUGUGGAGGCGCUGGGGACAGCAGCUCAAGAUGCCAGCUGUGGAUCAGGGGGAGGGGAUGUGUUCACAUUCCAAGCUGUGAAGAGAUCAAACAGGAUGGCUCAGCUGGCCUCAGAAUUAGCCAGAACCCCAGGAAAGAGUGUUAAAUUCACCACAGCCGAUUCACCCCCUGAAGAAGUCACCAGUCCAACCAGAGCAAGCAAAAGACAAUCAACCCAAUACAAGACCCCCUCAAAGGGUAAAAAGAAUCAGUUUGUGUCAACCACACCACACAGGCUGAGAAAAAGAUUAUCCGCUCCUAAUCUGAGGUCGGACAGCGACAGCGACUUCUCUCCUUCCAACUCUGAGGAGGAGCUAGAGGCUGAGGAGGAGGCCUCCAAGCUAGUCCCAGAGUCCAAGCCUGCGAGCAAGGCACCAGCUGCAGGGCUCUACAAGACCCCAGUCAAGAAAGCCAAGAAGGUUCCAGAACCCAGCCUGGUAGAGGAGUAUUUUGAAGCGCACAGCAGUUCAAAGGUGUUGACCUCAGACAGAACUCUCCAGAAACUGCAAACCCCACAACUGGACCAGGAUACGCUAUGCAGGCUGCUUGAUGGCACUUCUACUGCGUUUUCUGCAGAACUUAAACAGUUAAACAAGGAACAUGAGAGGCUGUUUCACAAGUGGAUGCUGCAGUUACAAUUGGGCUUCAAUAUAGUGCUGUUCGGCCUGGGCUCUAAGAGGACCUUGCUGGAGAAGUUCCGCACCAGCAUGCUCUUGGGUUCCAUUCAUGUGGUCAUCAACGGCUUUUUCCCCAGCAUCACCAUCAGAUCGAUUUUGAAUUCAAUCACGGAAGAAGUUUUGGAGCAUGAAGGACAUUUCCGUAACCCAUUGGAUCAGAUGGACUUCAUUGUUAAAACACUGAAGGAAGAUCCAGAUCUUCAGCUCUUCCUGCUGAUCCACAAUAUCGACGGGCAGAUGCUGCGAGGAGAUAAAACCCAACAGAUACUGGGACAGCUGGCUGCGAUCCCAAACCUUCACCUCAUAGCCUCCAUUGACCACAUCAACGCACCUCUCUCAUGGGACCAGUUCAAGAUGAGCCAGUUUAACUGGCUGUGGUACGAGACCACCACGUACCAGCCGUACAUCGAGGAGACUUCGUAUGAGAACUCGCUACUCGUCAAGCAGUCUGGAGCCCUGGCGCUCAGCUCGCUGACACACGUCAUGCGCAGUCUGACUCCUAACGCAAGGGGAAUAUUCAGACUGCUGGCAGAAUUUCAGCUUGAAAACAAGGAUAAUCCUUCUUAUACAGGGUUAUCUUUCCAAGACUUUUACCAGCGCUGUCGUGAGGCUUUCCUGGUGAACAGUGACAUCACCCUGAGGACCCAGCUGACAGAGUUCAGGGACCACAAGCUCAUCAGGACCAAGAAGGGUGCAGAUGGUGUUGAGUAUCUGAUCAUACCCAUUGAGACUGGAACUCUCUCGGAUUUCCUGGAAAAGGAAGAUAAAGAAUAAAGGAACGCUGGUGGCCAGUGCUACCUAUCCUAGUAUCAGUGUGCUCAACCCGUUUUAAACUUAGUGCAGCUAUCCAAAGCACAAGGCUAGUAAAUAGUAUCAAACCUUGACAGAAGGUGUAACUAGCACUUGCUAUGAACUAUGACAGUUAUUCAACUGCAACAAAUUAGUAGGGUACUUUAUGUAUCUGUUUAUGUAUGCAUGCAUGCAUGCAUGCAUCCAUCCAUCCAGUGAGGUGUGUUUUCAGAGGUCCUGUUUGAAAGAAUAUUGCAAACUGGCCCCAGUGUGUUUCUUUGCACUGCGUUAUACAACAUGAUGUAUUGCAGCAUUAAGUUGGUGGUUGUUUUACCAUUCAGUAACAUGAUGCCUUAGCAAACCAGUACUUAACAAUUCAGACUUGAUUUUAAUUCUAAUGAAUGAGUUCACUGUAGCUAACUUAUAUUAGUAGCUUUUGCAGAUGUACUCUCCAUCUUGCAAGCAUUGUACAAUGUAUUUUGAUAGCACUUAAAGUUCUAGUACUGUAGUAAUAGUUUUCAAUAGUAGAGCAAUACCCCCCACCUCCAAUCUGGCGAAUGUAUUUGUGUGUACAUUUUGUAUUUGUAAAAACACAAAUAAAUAAAAGCAUUGAAUAUGUAUUUUUAUUCAUUUUCCCAUUCAAGUGUGAAUAACAGUUGAAAUGUAACAGUUAACUCACAACAAUUAAAUAAAAAAGAUAUACAGUAAAAAUUGCUGAUAGAUGAAGCUCAAAUAUACAUACCAGGUGCACAAUAUACUGUACAGAACAAAGUCAGAUCAAAUCUUUUUUUAAUUUUCUUUUUAUUAAACUCUGUUGUACUAAUAUAUAAUAAAACAUAGUAUCAUUCAUAAAUGAAAAACAUUUGCACAUAAUGUAGUUUAUUUAGUGUGUUACCAUUUAACAUCCAUAUUCAAGGAAAAAUAUAUAUUUGUAAAUUACAUGCAGGGCCUUUACUCUAAAUUAAAUUAUCACCUCCAUUAAUACUGUGUGAUUUUAAGAUGUACUUGACUUUUUUUU